CCGGCACCCCGACCCCGGCAUCCUGACCCCAGCACCGCCGGCACCCCCCGGCACCCCCGCACCCGCGGAGCCCCGGAGCACGGCCGCUGGGCGCCAUGGCCGCGUGCCCCCGCUGACGCCGCCCCCGCCACCUCGGGGUGCUCCCAGCCAUCGUCCCCCCACCACCGCGCCAUGGGUGACUCCUACACCGCCGCCUUCCCCAGCGCCCCGGGGCUGCUCUCGCCCUCGGCCAGCCCCCAGGCAUCGCCCAGCCCCUGGCCCGACUACGGCCCCUUCGGCCACCCCUUCCCGGCACCCACGGGUGCCCAAGAGGUGCUGGGUGCCCCCGUGGUGGUGACGGCCAAGGGACACCCACCAGGCGACUGCCUGCCAGGCGUCUACCCCUCGCUGGAGAUGCCGCAUCCCUACGGCUCCUGGUACAAGGGUGGCAUUGGUGGGGUGCCGGGGGGCUCGGGGCCGGCAGCACCCUCUUGGUGGGACGUGCACCCUAACGGGGGCUGGCUGGGGGGGCCGGCGGGCGCCGAGGGGCUGCAGGGCUCGCUGCAGGGCCAGCCCACCCUCAGCCCCCCGCUUCCCACUUACGGCUCCGAUUUCGGGGCUCUCAACCCCCCCCCUUACACCAGCAACCCCGCUGCACCCCCCACCCCUAAAACCAACCCGGGCGAAACCCCGAAGGGACCCCGCGGCGGUUCGUUAGGGGGGCGUCCGGCCUGCGAUUGUCCUAAUUGCCAAGAGCUGGAGCGUCUGGGGGGGCGCGGGUCCCGAAGGAAGCCGGUGCACAGCUGCCACAUCCCGGGCUGCGGGAAGGUGUACGGGAAGGCCUCGCACCUGAAAGCCCACCUGCGCUGGCACACGGGCGAGCGCCCCUUCGUCUGCAACUGGCUCUUCUGCGGGAAGCGCUUCACCCGCUCCGACGAGCUGGAGCGGCACGUCCGCACCCACACGCGGGAGAAGAAGUUCACCUGUCUCCUCUGCAGCAAGCGCUUCACCCGCAGCGACCACCUCAGCAAGCACCAGAAGACCCACGCGGAAAGCGGCACCCCCAAACCCCCCCCCGGCACCGGCGGGGAGCAGCCCCCCGCUUCCCCCCGGCAGCCGCCGGCCUCUCCGGAAGACGCCGGCAGUCCCGAGGCCGGCAGCUUGUUGGAGAUUUGAGCCUUCGUCCGUCAUCCUCAUCCUCCUGUGUGCUGCCGGGGAUAUUUAUUACGGGGUGUUGCCCCCCCCCCGCCCCCCCCCAAACCCCGCAUUCCCCUCUCGGGGCUGGCGGCAGCUCCUUG
This is a messenger RNA of Falco peregrinus (peregrine falcon), 1277 nucleotides long. It is a transcript of the gene SP7, whose product is annotated as Sp7 transcription factor. Lineage: Eukaryota; Metazoa; Chordata; Aves; Falconiformes; Falconidae. The record is from RefSeq and is a predicted model, not a curated record. Gene Ontology annotation, biological process: regulation of transcription by RNA polymerase II. Gene Ontology annotation, molecular function: RNA polymerase II cis-regulatory region sequence-specific DNA binding; DNA-binding transcription factor activity, RNA polymerase II-specific.